Amblyraja radiata (thorny skate) is the source of this 1348-nucleotide messenger RNA. Its product is annotated as D(4) dopamine receptor-like. The coding region runs from base 174 to 1325 and encodes 383 amino acids. Gene Ontology annotation, cellular component: plasma membrane. Gene Ontology annotation, molecular function: dopamine neurotransmitter receptor activity, coupled via Gi/Go; G protein-coupled receptor activity. Lineage: Eukaryota; Metazoa; Chordata; Chondrichthyes; Rajiformes; Rajidae. The record is from RefSeq and is a predicted model, not a curated record. Gene Ontology annotation, biological process: negative regulation of cytosolic calcium ion concentration; adenylate cyclase-inhibiting dopamine receptor signaling pathway; negative regulation of synaptic transmission, glutamatergic. The transcript has 4 exons.
AGGACGGGCGGCGGAACCCGUCCCAGGGCAGAUUCCAAACUUUCCCGUGUUGUCCCUCCCACGUCCGCCGCCGGGAUUCCGGGUCUGGGAGAAUCUCCCGGGAAUCUGCAGCGACCACCGGGGAUUUGCGGUAUCCCGGACACUCCCGGGAUCUGGGACCCCGGGCCCCGACCAUGAACAACGGCAGCGGCGGCGAGACGGCGGGGGGACAGACGGCAACCAGCGAGAUGGCGGGGGGACAAACAACGGGCGGGCCGCCGCUCCCCGCUCUCCACAUCCCCGCGCUGGUUCUCGGGGGGCUGCUCAUCGUCCUGAUUAUCGCAGGGAACCUGCUGGUCUGUCUCGGCGUCGCCACAGAACGGCCGUUGCGAACCGCCACCAACAUCUUCAUCGCCAGCCUCGCCACGUCCGACCUGCUGCUCGCCGUCCUUGUUCUCCCGCUCUACGUCUUCCAGGAGUUCCAGGGCGGGGUGUGGACGCUCGGCCCGGGUGUCUGUGACUAUCUCAUGACCAUGGACGUCAUGCUGUGCACGGCUUCCAUUUUCAACCUGUGCGCCAUCAGUGUGGACAGGUUUAUUGCGGUCCGGAUCCCCCUCAACUACAGCAGGACCCACAUUGACGUUCGACAGGUGGCCCUGAUCUCACUCACCUGGAUCCUGGCGCUGGCCGUCGCAUCUCCCAUCGCCUUGGGCCUGAACCAGGUGCCGGGCCGGGACAUCAGCGUGUGCCGGCUGGAGGACAACUCAUACAUCAUCUGGUCAUCGGUCUGCUCCUUCCUGUUGCCUUGUCCUGUCAUGUUGUUGCUGUAUUGCGCCGUGUUGCGGGGUCUGCAGCGCUGGGAAGCCUCCCGCAACCGCGCCCGCAAACUGCGCCGGCACCCGCACGGCUUCAGGAAGAUGGAGGGGAGCCCCUCGGACCGGGAGCCGGAGCCGGAGAGGGAGAGGGAGAGGGAGGGGGAGAGGGAGAAGGAGAGGGAGCGGGUCCAGGAGCCGAGGCCGGAGCCGGAGCCCCCCCGCCUCGCCACCCGCCCGGCCAUGUACGCGCAGCCCGGCCCCGGCAGCCGGAAAGUCCGCAUCAGCGGCAGGGAACACAAGGCCAUGACUGUUCUGCCCGUCGUGCUGGGGGCUUUCCUGCUGUGCUGGACGCCGUUUUUUGUGGUCCACAUCCUGAAGGCAAGUUGCAACACCUGCCACGUCUCUCCACAGCUCAUCAGCACAGUGACGUGGCUGGGUUAUGUCAACAGUGCUCUCAACCCUUUCAUCUACACAUUCUUCAACAAGGAGUUCAGGAACUACUUCCGGAAGGUUUUGUACCCGUGUCGCUGAAUCCAGAAUCCGCCCAGCAAUAA